Molecule: messenger RNA, 1467 nt
Organism: Aspergillus lentulus
Lineage: Eukaryota; Fungi; Ascomycota; Eurotiomycetes; Eurotiales; Aspergillaceae
Product: tRNA dimethylallyltransferase
Biological process (GO): tRNA modification
Cellular component (GO): mitochondrion
Molecular function (GO): zinc ion binding; nucleic acid binding; tRNA dimethylallyltransferase activity
Source: RefSeq, a predicted model, not a curated record
AUGCUCAACUUUCUUCGCUCUUUCUGGCGCAUCAAACGCCCAUUGACCAUGGAGCCCCUCAUUGCCGUCGUCGGUGCCACGGGCACCGGCAAAUCCAAGCUUGCGGUGGAUUUAGCCACCCGUUUCAACGGUGAAAUCAUAAAUGGCGACGCUAUGCAAAUGUACCGUGGCCUACCCAUCAUCACGAAUCAGAUACCAAUCGAGGAACGGAACGGCAUCGCACACCACUUGAUCAGUUGUGUCGAUUUUGAAGAAGAGCCGUGGCGCAUAGGGCAUUUCAAAAGGGAAUGCCUGCGACUAAUAAAGGACAUACACUCCCGAGGGAAGCUUCCCAUUCUGGUCGGAGGAACGCACUACUACACACAAACGGUACUCUUCAAGGAUCAGCUGGUCGAAGAGAGCCUCUUUUCAGGCGACAAUGAUGAUGCACAUUUCCAUGAGGAGACCGAGCCUACGUCCGCAAAGUGGCCCAUCCUUGAUGCGCCGCCAGAGGUGGUCUUUCAGAAAUUAAAGGAAGUCGAUCCCGUUAUCGCCAGUCGAUGGCAUCCAAACGACGUGCGCAAAAUCCGACGGUCCUUGGAGAUUUACUUUCAAACCGGCAAACCGGCCUCCGAGGUUUACGCGGAGCAGAAGCGUCAGAAAUAUGCGACGGAGACAAAUGGAGAUUCUUCACCGGGCCUAGGACAGCUCCGUUACCCGACACUGAUAUUCUGGGUGCAUUCGGAGAAGGAGACAUUGAACUGCCGGCUUGCCAGACGUGUAGAUUCUAUGGUGGAGCAAGGCUUGAUGGCAGAGGCCCAGAGAAUGUGGGCUUAUCUUCGGGAGAAAAAAAGGCAAGGCAUUACUGUUGAUCAAACAAGAGGAGUCUGGGUCUCCAUCGGGUUCAAGGAAUUAGCACCCUACUUUGACGCCUUGGAAAACGGUGAAUUGUGUGAAGGGGAGCUUGAAGCACUCAAACAGUCGUCGAUCGAGCUGGUGAAAAUCGCAACACGUCAAUAUGCGACAUCACAGAUCAAAUGGAUACGGAACAAGCUUUGGAAGGCGCUUGCUGACGCCAGUGCGACAAAUAAUUUGUAUCUUCUGGACAGUACAAACGUUGAAGACUGGCAGAGGUGUGUUACCGAACCGUCUGAGCGCCUGACUCAAGCGCUCCUCAACGACGAACCCAGACCGGAUCCUAAAUCCCUCUCGGACAUGGCAAGAGAAACACUGGGCGCGCGGGAGGCUCAGGCGCAGACGCAGCGCAGCGACGUGCUUCAGACCUUUACAUGUGAGAUCUGCAGUAGAACGAUGGCGACCGAAGACCAGUGGAAUAUCCACCUGAACGGGCGUGCCCACAAGAGGGCAAUCAAGAAUGCGGCAAAAAGAGCAGAGCGUGAAAAGUAUCUGCGCAACCAGCAGACCUUAGGUGUUGGUCAAAAUUGUGACGAUCCAACUCCUACUGAGCAGCCUUCAACGCCGCAGUAG